Messenger RNA from Eremomyces bilateralis CBS 781.70, 1801 nucleotides. RefSeq lists its product as uncharacterized. Gene Ontology annotation, biological process: amino acid metabolic process. Gene Ontology annotation, molecular function: pyridoxal phosphate binding; carboxy-lyase activity. NCBI's taxonomy places the organism in Eukaryota, Fungi, Ascomycota, Dothideomycetes, Eremomycetales, Eremomycetaceae. The coding region runs from base 140 to 1753 and encodes 537 amino acids. The transcript has 4 exons. The record is from RefSeq and is a predicted model, not a curated record.
UAACUAAUUAUGGUACGUACGUAACCCAAUCAGUAGCAUUCGUACCUGUAUGCAUGUUAGACGAAAUCUGUGUCCUACUGUGAUUUGAAUAGAGUUGCAUCUUUUAAGGCCUGGCAUUUUAUCAAUUGGAGAGGAAAAGAUGGAUGCAAACGAGUUUCGAGAGGCGGCACAUGCAGCCAUAGAACACAUUAUUGGCUACUGUCAGUCUCUUUCUGAUCGCCCUGCGCUACCGGACUCUUCAAUACAUCCCGGAUAUCUGCGCCCAUUGCUCCCGGAUUCUGCACCACAAGAGCCGGAGAAAUGGGACGCUAUUCAACCAGACAUCGCGUCCAAGAUCGUGCCGGGCCUUACUCAUUGGCAAUCCCCAAGCUUCAUGGCAUUCUUCCCAGCGAACAGCUCCUAUCCAGGAAUGCUCGGUGAGCUGUACUCGGCAGCUUUCAGCGCUCCAGCAUUCUCCUGGAUUGCCAGUCCCGCCAUCACAGAGCUCGAAACGGUCAUGAUGGACUGGGUGGGACAGGCGCUCGGUAUGCCGGAGUGCUUCCUUAGCUCCGGUGGUGGCGGCGGCGUCAUUCAAGGCAGUGCCAGUGAAGCCGUGGUUAUUGCUCUCGUCACCGCUAGGGAGAGGAUCCUUCGCCAACGGGCCGGCGAGCCCCCGGGAGGAAUGGAUCCUCGCACUGACGAGGAUUGGGCUGCAGAAGAGGCUCGGGAGGACAAGCUUGGAGACAUCCGAAGCAAGCUGGUUGCGUUGGGGAGCGAAUGUGCACACUCUGCAACCGCUAAAGCUGCGAGAAUCGCUGGAACAAGAUACCGCAGCGUUCCUGUCAGCCGCAAUAAUGAUUUCGCGAUGACUGGGGCGGACCUAAAAGCGGCUUUGGAACAUACGAAGAGCGCAGGCCUCGUGCCAUACUAUCUGACUGUGAGUUUAGGCACUACAAGCACUUGUGCGGUGGACCGGUUCGAAGAGAUCGCAGAAGUUCUCAAAGAUUGGCCUGAGAUUUGGGUUCAUGUUGAUGCAGCAUAUGCCGGAUCAGCGAUGAUAUGUCCAGAACUGCGGUAUCAUUUGAAAGGCGUGGAACAUUUUGAUAGCUUCGACUUCAACAUGCACAAAUGGCUGUUGACCAACUUCGAUGCAAGUAUCAUGUUUAUUAAGAACCCACAGCAAGUGACGGCAUCCCUCUCGAUCACUCCCCCAUUUUUGCGCAACAAAUGGUCGGAUGCCAGCCUAGUCACAGACUACCGCGACUGGCAGAUUCCACUUGGCCGCCGUUUCCGCUCUAUCAAGAUCUGGAUUGUCCUCCGCACGUACGGUAUCGCUGGCCUCCAAGCACACAUUCACAAAGGUAUUCGCCUUGGAGAACAGUUUGAUGGCUGGCUACGUGAACGAUCUGACUUGUUCGAAAUCGUCACGGCCGCCAAUUUCGGCUUGGUCGUCUUCACAGUUAAACCUCGGGACCCCAAGGGCGCAACGGACCAGGAGGCCGCAAACACGGUCACUGAAGCAGUCUACGAAGCAAUCAAUGCGAGUGGAGAGCUCUUCUUGACGAGCACGAAGCUGGGAGAUGUGUAUGCCAUCCGGGUGGUAAAUGGCAAUGAACUUGGCUCAGAGAAGCAUAUGCGGAAGGCGUUUGAUCUUGUUGUCAAGAUUUCGGAGCAGGAGAGAACCAAUGGCGACGUCAACACUGAGAUAGAGGUCCACGAGCGAGUGGAUAUGGACCCAACUGCAGGAAAACUUGAACUAGAUGGGACUGCUUGAGCUUUGAACGCUGUUGGGCAAGCAUAUGAAUUGAAUUUUGAAAACGGC